GAGCAAAUUAGGAAAUUACGCAUAAUUGGAACGACGUGACCUCUAUGUGACCUAUUGUCACGCGCAGCUCUUGGCUUUCACCUUAACUUUCCAACCACGAAGACAUGGAUGAUGAUGAUGAGUUUCUUUACGGGAGUUCCGCUGCGGAAGGCAUUCCUGUGUCCCAGCCGGCCCCAUUAGACACCGGUCGAGUGUCCAACAGCGUCGUAUCUCAUUUGGAAGCUGAAGCCGAAAAUACAACCAAUGUGCCAUUGCAAAUCACACCGCCCGUGGAAGAGGAUAAUACAGAGGUGCCACAGGCAGACGAGGCAACUGAGGAAGUUGAAGAGGAAGAGGAAAGUGACGACGACGAUGAUAUCGAGUUCAUCAUGGAUCAACCGUCACGGACACUUGAUCUCAGGCAAGGUCGACCAUCAUUGACUCGAAGUGGAGGGAGUUCUUCGCAACCUCCAGCCCCAAAACCGCCAACCUCUGGUCCGUCAUUAACGACCGAAUAUACUCCCAUAUCUCGAGGCGCUUCCAAUGCUUCAAUAGGCGGACCACCUCCAUCACAAAGCCAGCCAGUAGUACCCGCGCCCCAGUUAAUAAAACCCUUGGAGGCUUCUGUAGCUGCGCCGAAGACAGAGGAGACGCCCGCCCUCGACGAUGGCAUAGACACUUCGACGUUACCUCCAGCGACAGCCCCGCCUUCCCAUCCCACCAUCGACCCAUCAGCUGUGGGUACACUGGACGGUCGCUCUAUCCUGGACGUCGACAUCGCGGCUAUGUCGGACAAGCCAUGGCGUAAACCUGGCUCCGACAUUAGCGACUGGUUCAACUACGGUUUCGAUGAAAUCUCCUGGGAGGCGUAUUGUUACCGUAGAAGAGACCUUGGCGAGCUCGCCAAUGUGCUCAAGACGAGCGUACUGAACUUUUCGGGCAUGCCCGAAGACCAACUAACCGCCCUUCCACCCGAAGUUAGGCAGAUGGUUAUGACUGGAACAAACGCGAUGUUGACCAGUGGGGGUCCCAAUCCUGGUAUGAUGGGUCCGGGAGUGAUGAUGGAUAUGUCUGGGAUGAUGAACCCUAUGGCAAUGGGCAUGAAUGGGGAUAUGGGCAUGAUGCCAGUAGACGGGAGAGCCAUGGGUAUGAUGCCAGAUGGUACGCCAACGCAGGGUGUACCUGUGGUUGGUGCAAAUGGCACUCCGGAACCAGGAGUCGCGAUGAUGCAGGAAGGAUAUGGCGGUCCGGGGAUGAUGAUGACUGGGGAAUAUGGCAUGCAGGAGCAAGCCCAAAUGGCUCAACAGCAGCAGCAGCAGCAACAGCAACAGAUGUAUCCUGUCAUGGAGCCACCUGCACCCGCUCAACCUCCUGGCGGGCCAAAGGCUGCAACACCUAUACAGUAUCCCCGCCGUGGUUUGGCUACUGGCCCUCGUGGAAGAGGGUUUCCUGUCAGAGGAAGAGGACGCGGAGGAUAUGAGGGAGUUGGAACAGUCCGUCCUGCAUCUCCUUUGCCCCCUGGGGUCCCUACCGGGCCCAGGAAUCAAAAUAAGUACAAAGAUCGCGACGGAAAUGCCCCGGCCGUUGACGGAUUGGAUUAUGGAGGGACCAGUGGCCGGACCGGGAGCGGGGAGCCUGAAGAUAAAGGUUCGAGUCGAAAACGCAGGAGCUCUCCAGGAUUGGAUGACGGUCGAAGCUCGAAGCGACGCUGAUCUGUGUUUCAUCUCAUGUAUUUUUUUUAUCAUAAUAUGAAUGCACCUGCGUUCGAUGAUUAACUGAACGGGCCACUGAUGGUACAGAUGAGACCCUGGGUGCCCUCUUUCCCCUUUGUCUUCAACCCCUCCUCUCGUAUCGUCACAAAAUUUAGCAUAUAGGCAAUGGACUUCAUUGGGUACGAUAUUGUCAUUGCUCCUCACCAAUUACCGAAGCUUCAAAAAACAAGAUUACGGUCAAAAAUAGUCAGCGCUUUGCUUACUUGGGUAUGUAGUAGAGAUUAGCAUGAAUGCAUUCUUAGCUAUUACU
Messenger RNA from Desarmillaria tabescens, 2001 nucleotides. RefSeq lists its product as uncharacterized. The record is from RefSeq and is a predicted model, not a curated record. Lineage: Eukaryota; Fungi; Basidiomycota; Agaricomycetes; Agaricales; Physalacriaceae. The transcript is spliced from 10 exons. The coding region runs from base 105 to 1691 and encodes 528 amino acids. Gene Ontology annotation, cellular component: mRNA cleavage and polyadenylation specificity factor complex.